Cuscuta campestris is the source of this 4584-nucleotide messenger RNA. The record is from the annotation of a GenBank genome assembly. NCBI's taxonomy places the organism in Eukaryota, Viridiplantae, Streptophyta, Magnoliopsida, Solanales, Convolvulaceae.
CUUGUACUCCUUCGGAAAAUUAGACAAGAAAAAGAGAAAAAAAUCGAUCGGUUCCAUCUUCUUCGGCAUCACACCUCUGCCGAUUAUCAGUGAUCAUCAGAUUAGGCCACUUCACUACCACAACUUCUCCCUUCUUUCCUUUUCUUUAUUAUUUUUAACAAAUUCGCCCGGAAAAAGGGAACCUUUUCUACCCCGCUAUCUCCUCUAUUUUUUGCUAGAUCUCCUGCCAGGAAUGAAGUGAUUUGGGCGGUUGAAUCGAAUAUGGGAAGUCUGAGAUUUCCAGGUUUACGGGCGAACCUGAAAGUAGGUGCACUGAUCAUAUUCGCGUCGUUGUUGUGUCUGGCGGCGCUGUACAAUCUGACAAAGCCGGUAUCCAAUGGCUGUGUCAUGACUUACAUGUAUCCUACUUAUAUUCCCAUCUCCGUGCCGGCGGAGAAUGUGUCUUCCACCAAGUAUGGAUUGUAUCUGUACCAUGAAGGAUGGAAAAAGAUUGACUUUGAUGAGCACCUCAAGCAACUCACUGGGGUUCCUGUUCUUUUUAUCCCCGGCAAUAGCGGAAGCUACAAACAGGUGAGAUCCAUAGCUGCUGAAUCUGAGAGGGCAUAUCAAGGCGGGCCCUUUGAGAAAUCAUUUUACCAAGAAGCCUUUGGAACUCCGGGAGGCGGUGUUCACUUUGAUGGCAGGAGCAAUCCGUUUCCCAGCCAGUAUGCAUGCAUGCUUGACUGGUUUGCCGUGGACCUUGAAGGAGAACACUCGGCGAUGGAUGGCCGGAUACUUGAAGAGCACACAGAAUAUGUAGUAUCUGCCAUUCAUAGGAUCUUGGAUCACUAUGGAAAUGCUCGUGAUGCCCGAGUUAAGGAAGGUGCCAGUGUAUCUAGGAGUCUUUCAAGAAGUGUUAUAUUAGUUGGUCAUUCCAUGGGUGGUUUUGUUGCUAGAUCUGCAACUGUCCAUCCACAUCUGAGGAGAUCUGCUGUUCAAACUGUCUUGACUCUUUCUACUCCACACCAGUCACCUCCUCUUGCAUUGCAGCCAUCCCUUGGUCAGUACUAUGCACAUAUUAAUAAUGAAUGGAAAAAAGGGUAUAAAGUCCAAACUUCUAGGUCUGGACAUUAUCUGGCUGAUCCGUUGCUGUCUCAUGUUGUUGUUGUCUCAAUUUCUGGUGGUUAUUAUGAUUACCAGGUGCGGUCACAAUUAGAGUCCCUUGAUGGCAUUGUCCCUCCUACCCAUGGCUUUACGGUUAGUAGUACAUGCAUGAAGAAUGUAUGGUUGUCAAUGGAGCACCAAGUCAUACUGUGGUGUAAUCAGCUUGUUGUGCAAGUAUCACACACACUUCUAAGUUUGAUCGAUAACGAGACUCAUCAACCCUUCAUUGAUGUACACAGAAGGCUUGCAAUUCUUACAAGGAUGCUUCAAAGUGCUAUACCUCCAAAUUUUGACUGGAUGCAGCAAACACAGUUACCCCAACAAUUAGCUCACAUCUCUUCUAGUAACGGGAAACCUAAUUAUGAUAUAGGCUCUGAAGGUAGCAGUUAUGCCUGUCCUAGGAGCACUCAUUGGAGUGAUGAUGGACUUGAAAGGGAUCUGUACAUUGAAACAACUACUGUGACCAUUUUGGCAAUGGAUGGAAGGAGACGUUGGCUGGAUAUUCAGAAAUUGGGUGCAAAUGGAAAAGCCCACUUUGUUUUUGUUACUAAUCUUUCUCCAUGCUCUGGGGUAAGACUACACCUUUGGCCUGAGAAAGGAACCUUGACAUCAGAUGUCUCUGUUAAUAAACGAAUUGUAGAAGUCACAUCAAAGAUGAUAAAUAUUCCCUCAGGACCUGCUCCAAGGCAGAUUGAACCGGGGAGUCAGACUGAGCAAGCACCUCCUUCUGCCAUUUUAUGGUUGCAUCCAACUGAUAUGCAUGGCUAUCGAUUCCUGACAAUAUCAGUGGCGCCUCGUCAGACUGUUUCAGGAAGACCUCCGCCGGCCACUUCCAUGGGCGUUGGACAAUUCUUUAAUUUGGAGGAAGGGAAAAUUGAAUUGUCUCCUAAAUCAGUAAUUCCUAUGAUAUACACUCAAAAGGACAUUCUGUUGAAGGAAGAUCACCCUCUAGCAAUCAAUAUUUUGUUCCCCCUUAGCUUAGGCAUUCUGCCUGUAACAUUGUCUGUCAAAACCACUGGGUGCGGGAUACAGAAGUCAGAAUUUUCAGUUGAUGAGACAGGAGACAUGGAUAUUAGCAGUCUUUGCAAGCUCCGGUGCUUCCCACCUGUAGCUUUGGCAUGGGAUGCCUCGUCUGGAUUUACUGUUUUCCCUAAUUUGUACUCUGAAAUUAUUAUGGUGGAUUCCUCUCCAGGGAUCUGGAGUUCCAAACCAGGGUCAGAUAAAACAAUUGUACUAUUACUGGUUGACCCACACUGUUCGUAUAAAACUAGUUUUAACAUAACUGUCACAGUUGCUGCUGGAAGGUUUUUACUUCUAUAUUUCUCUCAGAUUAUUGGGUUUUCAAUUGCUGUUAUCUUUUUUGCUUUGAUGCGGCAAGCAUAUGCAUGGGAGCUUGACUUGCCCAUUCCUUCACUUUUUUCAGCUGUAGAGUCAAACUUGAGACUGCCAUUGCCUUUUAUCUCUCUAGCCCUAGUGCCUAUUUUACUAGCUUUUCUACUUUCUUACCUAUUCUCCCAGCCGAUUGCUUCAGCCAUAUGCUUCAUUAUCGUCUCAAUCAUUUGCUAUUUAUUUGCAAAUGGAUUAAUAUUGGUGCUGAUAGCGAUCUCCCUGUUGGUGUUCUAUGUAGCUGCAACCAUACAUGCCUUUGUCAAAAGAAGGUGGCAAACAUUAGAAAAAAGCGGGCGUUUUCACUUUGUCCAUCGGUUCAUGAAUCUUCCAUGUGCUGUUUUCUCAUCUAAGGUGGCGAGGAUAAUUGCAUCCAAUCCUUCACUUGUUAUUGCCAUGGUUGCCUUUCCACUUACGUGCUUCGUUCAUCCUGCAUUGGGUCUCUUUUUGUUACUUUCUUCCCAUGCUGUCGGCUGUCACAAUGCUCUCUCGAGUUUUUUACUGGCCUCAUUUCGCAGUCAUGUGCAAACUGAGGAGUUACGAGAGUUUGGUGACGAAGAAAUGAGUAAAUCUAGUCAGCACAUUCCCAAGUAUAAUGGUGAAAUGAGCAAAAUUGAUCUUCCCAAAGAAAAUGUAUCCGGUGCUGCGGAGAAUGCAAAAAGCUACGCUGAGACACAGUUAGAGAUUUUUCACCACCGACAUGGCCUGCUUACAUUGCAUUUGCUUGCAAUGUUAAUGUUUCUUCCGUCACUUGUCGCCUGGCUUCAGAGGAUUGGGGCUGGCCAAAGCUUUCCACGGGCUUUGGAUUCUGUACUCAGUAUUGGUGUUCUGCUGCACGGAAUUUGUGAUUCCAGGCCUGAGUUCAAUUUCUUCUUUCCCUUUCCGGGCAUUCCAGGGUGGGAGAUAAAACUAAGCUUGGCAUAUCUUCUCGCCGGAUAUGUAUCAUAUCUUUCUGGUCUGGCCUUGGCUCCUUAUAGCACAUUUUAUGCUAUGGCUUCUGUUGGGGUUGUUUCGUUUGCUUUUAGGAUCAUACAAAGGAGGACUCGGGAGAAGGGAGAGAUAUGCCACCGUAGCAGCCGAAAGCAUUCUCAUAGACAAUAACAGGUUCUUCUGUUUAACAUGUCAAUUCUCUCUUUGAGUUGCACAGUUGUUUACCACCUAGCUAGUGUUUGAUAUGACUAUUGUACUUUCAUGAUUAUUUUGUUCAAUGGUAUUGAGUGAUUACAUGUCUUGUCCUGGAUGAAAAGUGUUUGCUCAUUAGAAUGCAGAGUCUGUCUUUAAUUAUUAUAGGUAACAGAGGCUUCAAAAGCAUGAAUGAUAUUCGAAUAAUAUGAAUAAUAUGAGCCCAAUCCACUCACACGAGUCUCUUGCCCAAAGUGCGCAGUGGGAAACCGGCCUCCUGUAUUUUGAUCCACGGCCACACGUGGUAGGUACAUGUUGUAAAUUCGACUGGACUUCAAUGACUCGAGGACGUCCUUGAUGUGGUCGUGGCUGUUGUCGUAUACGAACCAACGCUGCACCACUAUCUCCCCAUGAUACACUAUCCAUUCCCGCAAAAACCGAGCUUGGUUCAUUAACAUGGUGCACACACAUCUGCAGGCGGUUGAGGAGGACGCUCGAAGGUGUUUUGCAACUUGGUUUUUGGGUUGUUGAAAUCCCAACCAUAGGCGCACCUGAAUUAGGAUGCAUAAGACGCCUUUCCUCCCCUGAGAUUGAAGCCCUAGACGAAGACGAUCGCGGUGUUGUCCGAGUUGAUCACUGCCUCGUACGCAAGUGAAUCCAACCUAUACGUCCGUCCUUGCACUUUGGGAAGCCUCCACUUCAAAUGGCCUUCAACUUUACACUUCCGCUCCGCUUACUCCUCCAGCUAUUGUGUCUACUCAGAUUGCACAUGAAUCCCAUGAGAGUGCAAUUGGAAAAAAAUGGCAUCAGACUUGGAGUAUCAAUUUGACUACACCGAAUCCUUCUUAAAGUUUGGUUAGGAGGUACUAGAAAUAUAAGAUAAAUCAUAUUUACUCAUGUAUCAAUGUAAUUAAAUAAAUUUUCCUUGUUUAU